Molecule: messenger RNA, 2178 nt
Organism: Bipolaris oryzae ATCC 44560
Lineage: Eukaryota; Fungi; Ascomycota; Dothideomycetes; Pleosporales; Pleosporaceae
Exons: 3
Coding region: 1-2178 (725 amino acids)
Cellular component (GO): endoplasmic reticulum
Molecular function (GO): protein disulfide isomerase activity
Source: RefSeq, a predicted model, not a curated record
AUGCGCUCCAUACUCUAUGCCCUAUUGUCGCUGGCGACGGUAGCCUCCACUCUCGCUGCAGAAGCACCAAACACCAAUGAUGCCGGCAAGGAUGACGGCUGGGACGAAAAGGGCGCAGACACUACCUUCAAUGGCGAGAAGGUGCCGCCCAUGAUCGAGUUGACACCAACCACGAUGGGGCCGGAGACCAAGAAGGGCAACUGGAUAGUCGAGUUCUUCUCGCCCUAUUGCGGCCAUUGCAUGCACUUCAAGCCCAUUUACCAGACCGCGUACGAGUUCUACUACACCUCGAAACCCUUUCUAUCCUCUGACGAUGCCGACGGCGAUUCUCUAAACACUUUUACACGAUACUACGACUUCAAGUUUGCCAAGGUUGAUUGCGUCGCCUACGCUGAUCUCUGCAAGGACCGCAAAAUUGAAAGCUACCCGACUUUGAUGUUCAUCCAGGAUGGCGAAGAAAAGCAGAAGCUUCGAGGUUCCAAGGAAUUGAAGGACUUUAGCGAUUGGGUAGAAGAACUUUUGGAAUCCAUCAGGCCUGGCACCCGAAAGGAGGGCGGUCCUAAGCUACCAAAGGUUGGCGCUACCUCUGUAGAGACUGGCCCCGAUCCCAAGGAGGCUGACGGUGGAGACAAGAAAGAGAAGGAGAAGGAGAAGGAAAAGGUCGACGACAAGAAACCCGGAGCGGCCAAAGCGAGUCCCAGCACAAGCGCAGCGCUCAAAGCAACUCCCAUAAAGGAGACCAAGCCAUCUCCCACACCAGCCAAACCUGCCUCAACUGCAAACCCCUCUGGUACCGUCACAAUUCUUACCGCAGACAACUUUGACAAGCAUGUCGUCAGCACACUGGAACCCUGGUUUAUCAAAUUUUAUGCACCAUGGUGUCACCACUGCCAGGCUCUCGCGCCAACCUGGGCGAAUCUUGCGCGUCAGAUGAAGGGAAAGCUCAACAUUGGAGAAGUCAACUGUGACGCUGAGAAGAAACUAUGCAAGGAGGCACAUGUUAAAGGCUACCCAACUAUGCUCUUCUUCCGCGGCGGUGAGCGUGUCGAAUAUCAUGGCCUGCGUGGGUUGGGUGAUUUGCUUGACUAUGCUGAAAAGGCGGCAGCCAUUGGUGCUGGUGUGCCAGACGUUACUGCUGAAGAGUUCAAGAAGAUGGAAGAAAAGGAGGAGGUCAUUUUUGUUUACUUUUAUGAUCACGCGACCACUUCCGAGGACUUCAAGGCGCUGGAGAGGCUCCCUCUUAGCUUGGUUGGUCAUGCUAAGCUUGUUAAGACAAGUGACAAGGCCAUGUUUGAUCGGUUCAAGAUCUCUACCUGGCCGCGGUUGAUGGUUGCAAGAGAUGGAAACCCCACGUACUACCCGCCACGGACGCCAUUUGAGAUGCGCGAUGUCAAGAAGGUCCUUAGUUGGAUGAAGACGGUCUGGCUGCCAAUUGUUCCUGAGAUGACUGCUCUCAACGCCCGCGAUAUCAUGGAUGGCAAGAUUGUCGUGUUGGGAAUACUCAACCGAGACCGUUCUGAUGAGUUUAUUCUUGCCAAGCGUGAGCUGAAGAGCGCCGCGUUGGAGUGGAUCGACAAGCAGGAAACUGCCUUUCAACUGUCCCGACAGGAGCUCCGUGAUGCCAAGCAGCUCCGUAUUGAAGAGGCAGAGGACAAGAAUGAUGAGCGUGCUCUCCAAAAUGCAAAGAACAUCCGUAUUAACAUGGAUAAGAUUGAUCGUGUUCAGGUUGGCUUCGCGUGGGUCGAUGGUAUUUUCUGGGAGCGCUGGAUCAAGACUACGUACGGUGUUGACGUCAAAGACGGCGAGAGUGUCAUCAUCAACGAUGAGGAUAAUCGCCGCUACUGGGACAGCACCAUCUCCGGCGAGCCAAUCCGUCUUUCCCGUGCCGCUAUCUUGGAAACGAUCAAAAUGGUCACCGCCAACCCUCCCAAGAUUACUCCCAAGUCUUCUACCGGCCGUUUCAUGAGCACUUAUAUAUCGGUUCGCCACUUCAUCGGCAAUCAUCCAUUCAUCUCAUUGGGUAUGUUUGUUGGUUUCUUCACGGCAGUUAUGCUGUUUGGCAAGUCGAGGCGACGAAGGCAAUUCGGAACUACUGGAUCGUACUUUCAAUUGGGCGAAAAGGACGGUCUAUUGGGCGGUCUCGGUAAUGGCAAUUUUGGGGGCGCAAAGCAUGAUUAA